CGGCGGCGGCGCGGAGCCCAGGGCCAGACCAAAUGAUUUGCGGGGCCGGACGUUCCCCACGCCUGAUAUAGAAGAUCGACUGGACAGCUACCCUCAAGGUGGCACCGCUGCUCAUGGGACUGCCCCGGAGUGUCCUUGUCAGAUGAGGUCCGCGCAUGCACCAUGUCAUCAUGUGUCUCUAGUCAGCCCAGCAGUGACCCGGCCGCCCCCCAGGAUGAGCUGGGGGGCGGGAGCAGCAGCAGCAGCAGCGAAGGCCAGAAGCCUUGCGAGGCCCUGCGGGGCCUCUCGUCCCUGAGCAUCUGCCUGGGCAUGGAGUCCUUCAUCGUGGUCACCGAGUGCGAGCCGGACUGCGCUGUGGGCCACGGCCUGGCUCAGGACCCGCUCCUGGAGGCUGAUGGCCCAGAAGGCCCCCUGGACCCUGGGUCCCAGGCCCGACCCCACCUCUCCAGUCGCAAGCUGUCCCUGCAGGAGCGGUCCCAGCUGGAUGCGAAUGGCCGCUGCAUCCACCCGGCCCAACCCUCCUCACCCGUGGGCUCCCCGCAGUCCUCGCCACGGCUGCCCCGGCGGCCCACCGUGGAGUCCCGCCACGUCUCCAUCACUGGUUUGCAGGAUUGUGUUCAGCUGAACCAGUACACACUGAAGGAUGAAAUUGGAAAGGGCUCCUAUGGCGUGGUCAAGUUGGCCUACAAUGAAAAUGACAACACCUACUAUGCGAUGAAGGUGCUAUCCAAAAAGAAGCUGAUCCGACAGGCCGGCUUUCCACGUCGCCCCCCGCCCCGAGGCACCCGGCCAGCCCCAGGGGGCUGCAUCCAGCCCAGGGGCCCCAUUGAGCAGGUGUACCAGGAAAUUGCCAUCCUCAAGAAGCUGGACCACCCCAACGUGGUGAAGCUGGUGGAGGUCCUGGAUGACCCCAAUGAGGACCAUCUGUACAUGGUGUUUGAACUGGUCAACCAAGGGCCUGUGAUGGAAGUGCCCACCCUCAAACCGCUCUCUGAAGACCAGGCCCGUUUCUACUUCCAGGAUCUGAUCAAAGGCAUUGAGUACUUGCACUACCAGAAGAUCAUCCACCGGGACAUCAAACCUUCCAACCUCUUGGUCGGAGAAGAUGGGCACAUUAAGAUUGCGGACUUCGGCGUGAGCAACGAGUUCAAGGGCAGCGACGCGCUCCUCUCUAACACCGUGGGCACACCUGCCUUCAUGGCACCCGAGUCUCUCUCCGAGACCCGGAAAAUCUUCUCUGGGAAGGCCUUGGAUGUUUGGGCCAUGGGUGUGACACUCUACUGCUUUGUGUUUGGCCAGUGCCCGUUCAUGGACGAGCGGAUCAUGUGUUUACACAGUAAGAUCAAGAGUCAGGCCCUGGAAUUUCCAGACCAGCCCGACAUAGCCGAGGACUUGAAGGACCUCAUCACCCGCAUGUUGGAUAAGAAUCCCGAGUCGAGGAUCAUGGUGCCAGAGAUCAAGCUGCACCCCUGGGUCACGAGGCAUGGGGCGGAGCCGUUGCCAUCGGAGGACGAGAACUGCACGCUGGUCGAGGUGACCGAAGAGGAGGUCGAGAAUUCAGUCAAACACAUUCCCAGCCUGGCGACCGUGAUCCUGGUGAAGACCAUGAUUCGAAAACGCUCCUUCGGGAACCCGUUCGACUGCAGCCGGCGGGAGGAACGCUCGCUGUCGGCGCCCGGAAACCUGCUCAGCAAAAAACCAACCAGGGAAUGGGAGCCCCUGUCUGAGUCCAAGGAAGCACGGCAGCGAAGACAGCCUCCAGGGGCCCGACCCGGCCCUCGCGGGGGAGGAGGAAGUGCUCUUGUGAAAGGCGGUCGGCGGCGUAUGGAGAGUUGGGGGGCCUUGGGCCCUGGCCACCGAGCGCGCAUGCAUCCUCUGCGGCCAGACGACGCCAUGGAGUAGCUGCUGGACGCCCGUGACCUCGCAUGCUGGGUGUCUCACCUCCAGGGCUCGCACCCUGCGUUUCCAUAGCAGCAUGUCCUACGGAAACUGAGCACGCGUGUAGAGCCUUGCCCGUCAUCUCUGGUUGUUUGUUUUUUUGUUUUGUUUUCCUUUGUUGUUUUAAAGGGGACAAAAAAAAAAUACACACCAACCCACAAAACACUCCAUGACCUUGACCUUGGCCGCUGGCUGGCUGAACAGGCAGGUGUGAGGAGUUGCAGACCCAGAGCCACAUGCAUUUUGGGACAGUUUGCUUUUUAAAACAACGUUUUUAUGCCAAAAAAAUCCUUCGUUGUGAACCAGGAACCACGUCAGAUACACCGAGAGAAUGUGUGUGGGGUUUGAAAAUCGUGAAAAACUGGCUGAAAACUCAGAAGGCAUGGCCUGAGACCACAGAGUGAGUGCGUUGCUGUAUUUGAAAGGGAGAAGAGUGGACGUGACUUCCCAUGCAAACCCCAAACCUAAAAGCACACCACCUUCCAGAACCGUGGACUCAAGGCAGCGAGGCAGGGCUAGCCCUCAGUAGCUGCGGGGAGCUUGGAUGCAACCUAUUUGUAAGAAGGACUUGAACAUUUUUUAAUUUUACUUUAUUUUGUUGUGACUGGAAUUGUCAGAAAAACAGAAAGGGCUUGAUGGUGAACUGUUUCACAGAGGGGAUUGUCAACCCUCAAGGGCAUUAGUGGUGGUGGUGGGAGACGUUUUGCUUAAAGGACUUGAAUGCAUACGGGGAGGCGGCUGACCUCUCUUAGCAAA
Molecule: messenger RNA, 2694 nt
Organism: Myotis lucifugus (little brown bat)
Lineage: Eukaryota; Metazoa; Chordata; Mammalia; Chiroptera; Vespertilionidae
Gene: CAMKK2
Product: calcium/calmodulin dependent protein kinase kinase 2
Biological process (GO): activation of protein kinase activity; protein phosphorylation; CAMKK-AMPK signaling cascade
Molecular function (GO): ATP binding; protein kinase activity
Source: RefSeq, a predicted model, not a curated record